Molecule: messenger RNA, 783 nt
Organism: Mytilinidion resinicola
Lineage: Eukaryota; Fungi; Ascomycota; Dothideomycetes; Mytilinidiales; Mytilinidiaceae
Product: putative calcium transporter
Exons: 4
Coding region: 1-783 (260 amino acids)
Biological process (GO): intracellular manganese ion homeostasis
Cellular component (GO): fungal-type vacuole membrane
Molecular function (GO): iron ion transmembrane transporter activity; manganese ion transmembrane transporter activity
Source: RefSeq, a predicted model, not a curated record
AUGUUGUUAGAGGAGAAAGUCUGCGGUGGGAACAAAGACGAAGUUCCUGGCGAGCCGCUUGUUCGAGUGAGUCUUGAUCAUCCCCGCCAUGCGUCAGACAUCUUGGGCUGGCUAUCCGAUCCUCGAGUCGUUUCGGAUGCUACCAUCGGGCUGAGUGAUGGCCUUACCGUGCCAUUCGCUCUUUCUGCGGGGCUCUCAACACUCGGAAGCAGCAAAAUUGUCAUUUUUGCAGGCCUCGCAGAGCUCAUCGCAGGCGCCAUAAGCAUGGGCUUGGGCGGAUGGCUUGCGGCGAGUGGAGAGGCCAAAGCCUAUCGAUCAUGUCUACGCUCUACCAAACGUUUUAUUCAGCACUCCCCGUCCAAGGCCAUGAACCUCGCACAUACGACCUUGCAGCCAUAUCUGCUUCACGACUCUUUUCCCACGGACAUCGCAAUUGAUGUCAACUCUCUCGCCCAGUUUCUGAUGCGCUUCCACCAUAAUCUGCCGGAGCCAGCCGACACACGAGGCGCCUGGUUCUCAGCGGUGACCAUGGGAGGCUGUUACUUCCUUGGAGGCUUCACCCCACUUGUACCCUACUUCUUUGUUGGAGAGGUCGGUCGAGCUUUGUGUUGGAGCUUUGGGAUCAUGAUCGUGGCCCUCUUCAUGUUCGGGAGCGGGAAGGGAACGUCCGUCGCCAUUUUACCCUGUAUCAAAGGAGGUGUUCAAAUGUUAGUCUUGGGUAGCAUCGCGGCCGGUGCAGCCAUGGGGUUAGUAAAAGCAUUCGACGCUGCGGGAGCUGAGUAA